Nylanderia fulva is the source of this 457-nucleotide messenger RNA. RefSeq names its product Ubiquinol-cytochrome c reductase ubiquinone-binding protein (gene UQCR-Q). Lineage: Eukaryota; Metazoa; Arthropoda; Insecta; Hymenoptera; Formicidae. The record is from RefSeq and is a predicted model, not a curated record. Gene Ontology annotation, biological process: mitochondrial electron transport, ubiquinol to cytochrome c. Gene Ontology annotation, cellular component: respiratory chain complex III.
GGAUAGUCACCAGAUGGCGCUUUUGGAGAAAAAUCGAUAUGGAAGAGAAUUGACUGCAAAUUCUUCUUGUAUGUUGUGGGUUGAAUUUUUGCCAACAUGGGGAAACAAUUUGGAAAUCUUGCCAAAAUCAAUGGCAUUGUCUAUUUUCGGCUUAGUCCAUAUGAACAAAAAGCCUUCAAAGGGCUAAUCUCUGAAGGCGUACCAAACUUGGCAAGGCGAUUCUACGAUCGUGUAUUCCGUGUUGCACCUUUUUUCAUGUUUUCCUACUUGCUUGUAAAUUGGGCAAAGGAGAAGAAUAAUAUUCUUUCUCGCAAAAAUCCCAAAGAUUAUGAAAAUGAUACGUAAAAUACAAGUGAGUAGAUUUUUGUAAUAUAAAUAAUACGUACAUCCAAGUAGUACAUUGUAAAAUACUGAUGAAACGUCAAUGCUGAAAUAAAAAAUUAUGUGAACUAAUGUA